GCCAGUGUCUCUCUUCUAAACGCUAGCAGCGAGAAUAAUACUUCACAGCCCGAAACACAGAAGCGCAGAACAGUCUUCAGUCGCCGCGGUAGAUGUGCGACUCCAAACGGGGGCCACAGUGACUGCGAUAAAGAAGGGACAAGAAAACGCACUUAGAGGGAGAAUGCCAGCUAAAACCAUGAACUCCGAUUUGGAGUUUGACUCCUUGCAGCCUUGCUUCUACCCGGACGAGGAUGACUUCUACUUCUGCAGACCAGACGCCGCACCGCCUGGUGAGGACAUCUGGAAGAAAUUCGAGCUGCUGCCCACUCCUCCUCUGUCCCCGAGCCGGGCAGCUCUUCCAGGGGACCCAGGGGAGCUGGGUGCGGUGGCUGGGGAUUGCUCUCUGAUGGGCUUUGGAUUAACAGACCCGUUGGACUGGGCUUCCGAGCUUCUGUUCUUACCAGAAGAUGACAUUUGGGGGGCGUCAGACGGGGACCUCUUUGGCUCAGUUUUGGAUACUACAGACAAUUCCAUCAUCAUUCAGGACUGCAUGUGGAGUGGCUUCUCGGCACGUGAGAAAUUGGAGCGGGUGGUCAAUGAGAAACUGGGGAAAGCCGUCUCUGCUUCCACCGCUACUGAAGCUGGGAAAGACACAACAGUCAAGACGCCUGAAAUGAGCCACUCUAUACCGGAGUGUGUGGACCCUACCGUGGUUUUCCCUUAUCCAGUCAACAAAAGAAACGGGAGCAGCAGCAGCAGCCAAAGUGUAACACAGCUGAGGAGCCAACACUUGCCUCCAGUCAGCGCAGACGAGACUCCAAGUGACUCUGAUGAUGAUGAAGAAGAAGAUGACGAUGAUGAUGACGAAGACGAUGAAGAAGAAGAAGAAGAAGAAGAGGAGAUCGAUGUGGUCACGGUGGAGAAAAGGCGUUCAAUCACCAGCAAGAUAACCAGCACUGGUCUGUCUGCCACCUCUCAAGCGUCCUCAGGGCGGGUGGGAUCCGGGGUGAGCAAAGCUCCCCAGGAGCUCAUUCUGAAGAGGACGGCAGCAGCCUCCAUUCACCAGCAGCAACAUAACUACGCAGCCCCAUCCCCGUACUCCGACCAGCAAGACGUUCCCAGCGCUCCCCCAAGCAAGAAGCUCCGAAUCGACAACAGCACUAUAACUCUACGCACUGGCAGGAACCAGAACUCUUCCCCAAGCUCCCCUACUAACGGCGUACCAAGCCAGCGGCUGAGGAAGAGCGACUCCAGCAGCCCACGCUGCUCAGAUUCCGAGGACAGCGAACGCCGGCGCAACCACAACAUCCUGGAGCGCCAGCGGCGCAACGACCUGCGCUCUAGCUUCCUCACUCUGCGCGACCAUGUGCCCGAGCUGGCACACAACGACAAGGCGGCGAAGGUGGUCAUCCUGAAGAAGGCCACCGAGUACGUCAGCUCCCUGGAGGCCCAAGAGCUCCGACUCCAGCAGGAGAAAGACAGAUUGCAGGCCCGACGACAACAGCUCCUCCGCAGGCUCGAGCAGGCCAGGACUCGCUAACCCUUAACCCUCAUUGGCUGAACGCCUAAUGACGAACGGUCAAAAUAAAUCCUAGGGACACUCACUGCUGACACUUUUUUGCACAUUUUUUGACGUCAAGAAUGUUUCAGGUUUACUUUGUCACCUCAAUCACGUUACAACGAAGAGGGAAGGUGCUAAACCCUUCAACAACAAGACUCUCAUGAACACGCGAUUGGGUCGACGAACUUUGUGCUCACGCUCUUCCUGCAAAACGAACACUAAACAAAUGACACAAGACACUUCGAACGGCUAUACAGAAUAGCUCUCACACCUCACAGGUGCUGAAUCUCAUGGAUGUACCUCUGCGCACCUUGAUGUCAGACACUUUUGUAAAUAGACUAGAUCUUAAAAGAACGUACACUCAGUCUGCCUUGUUUUUGUAUACGAUUAUUGUCUUUUGGUUUUUAUAAAGAUGUCAAAAGCUGCCAAUAACUAGACUGGAAGUUUAUAUACCUUUAACAAGUACUGUAAGACCUCAAUUUUCGAGGAGUUUUGUAAUAUAAGGACACAUUGUUUUGUUUUUGGAUCUUUUUUGUCUUAUAAUCUCUCUGUUAUGACACGCUUUACUAAUUCCUACAUUUAUGCUUUAGUGUGCUUCUGAUACAUACUAAAUUUGAUACUUAUAUUUUCGUAUGAAAAUGAGUUCUGAGUAGAUAUCACUUUAUCUUGUUUUUAUCCUUUUUUCUACCUUCGUUUCUUUUGUACAGAAAAUUCUUUCUAUCUCCAUUUAUAAGGCUUCUAUUCUUUGCUGUCGUUCUCUUUCUUUGUUUAUAUAUUUGUAAGUAUUGGGUUCAUAGAACUGGGUCAGUGGGAAAAAAAAGUGUUUUUUUUCUCCUUUUCUAUAAUGUACAUUUUAGUGCUGCGACUCACAGCACUUUGAAAUACCUCAUUUUGAAAAAUAAAUAGACAUUUUGAAA
Molecule: messenger RNA, 2460 nt
Organism: Labeo rohita (rohu)
Lineage: Eukaryota; Metazoa; Chordata; Actinopteri; Cypriniformes; Cyprinidae
Gene: mycn
Product: MYCN proto-oncogene, bHLH transcription factor
Exons: 3
Coding region: 164-1522 (452 amino acids)
Biological process (GO): regulation of transcription by RNA polymerase II
Molecular function (GO): DNA-binding transcription factor activity, RNA polymerase II-specific; RNA polymerase II cis-regulatory region sequence-specific DNA binding; protein dimerization activity
Source: RefSeq, a predicted model, not a curated record